GUCAAAAACACAAGCUUUUCAGAAGAAUUGCUGUCUCAACCAUGGAAAUGUUAUGAUAAAUCAAUAAUGCAUCAGCAAAAGUUCAGAAUGAUGGAGGAAUAUGGGAAGAAAAAUCCAAGAAAAGUUAAACUUGUAAAUGGUGUAAAGGUUAUUUGUUCUGAAGAGUUUUUGCUUGGUAAAGGAAGUGAUGGAACUCGUGUUUACCUUGGACUCGGAAAAGAUGGUUACGGAAAAGCAGUAAAACGAUUGCUUCGAGAUAACUGCGCGGAGUUAGCCAAACGAGAAAAAGAAAUUUUGAAUGAGUUGAAUGCAAAGCGUUCAAAUUAUGUUGUGAAUUAUUGGUAUCUUGAAGAAGAACCAGGCACAGAUAAUUUGUAUUUGAUAUUAGAUUUGUGUGAAGAAUCGUUAGAGAGUUAUGUGAAAUCUUCUUCUUUGCAAGAUCUUCAAAAAGUCGUUCCUAAAGUUCUUAUUCAGAUCUUAAAUGGUCUAGUUCACCUUCACAGCGGUGAGCGUCCUAUUCUUCAUCGGGAUUUAAGACCCUCGAACGUUCUUCGAGAUGUACAAGGAAAUUUUUUAAUCGCUGACUUUGGUAUAAGUCAUAUGUUAUCUGAUGAAUCUUCGACACAUUGGAGCAUACAAAGAGGAGCUAAAUAUUGGAUAGCUCCAGAGUCAUAUGACGCAUCAGAUGAUACAAUCAAUAAAGUUCGUUACAAAAAAGAGUCUGACAUUAUGAAUGCCGGAAUGGUGGCUUAUUAUGUUGCAACAAAGGGGAAACAUCCUUUUGGAAUUGAACGGCAUAGACUGGACAACAUUUUGAAAGGAAACCCAGUUGGCUUGGACGAAAUCAAGGAUGUUACGCUCAAAGACCUUUUAUCGUGGAUGCUACAGCUAAAACCGGAAGACAGACCAUUGGCCAACGAAGCGUUAAAACACCCUUAUCUACAAACCGAUAAGGAGAAUUUCGCUUUUCUGUGUGAUGUUGAGAAUGAACCAGAAAUAAAGACAUCAUCUCCACAUUCUCUUCCCUCAAAUCUUCGUGAGCAGUUGAAUCUUUCAAUAAAUUGGAUGGACCGUAUCGAUCCUGAAUUCUUUAAUCAUUUCAAUAAAGUAUCCGACUCUGCAUGGUUAGGUUGUCUAAGAUUUUUACGAAACGUUCGCCAGCAUUGGCAUGAUAAACCUCGUCCACAACUGUCAUCAUGUGUUAAAGAUGGAAACUAUCAAGAGUAUUUUCUUCGACUUUUUAAGGAACUGCCUUAUCUAGUUCACAGAGCCAAAAGAUUGAGUGACUGGAAGGCAAGACCUGAUCUAGAGAAACAUUUUCCAAACAGUGAACAUCCUGUAAAACUUGAAGAAGGCAAGGGAAAGAAAAGCGAAGCUGUUAUUGAUUACCCUGAUCUUAACGACGAGAUCAACAAUUUGUCAGAUAUCCAAAGAAAGUGAAGAGUACCUACGAAUCAUGGUGAUUCAGAGACUUUGGCAUAUUUU
Xenia sp. Carnegie-2017 is the source of this 1485-nucleotide messenger RNA. RefSeq names its product serine/threonine-protein kinase/endoribonuclease IRE2-like. The transcript has 5 exons. Gene Ontology annotation, cellular component: IRE1-TRAF2-ASK1 complex. The coding region runs from base 67 to 1440 and encodes 457 amino acids. Gene Ontology annotation, biological process: intrinsic apoptotic signaling pathway in response to endoplasmic reticulum stress; mRNA processing; IRE1-mediated unfolded protein response. Lineage: Eukaryota; Metazoa; Cnidaria; Anthozoa; Malacalcyonacea; Xeniidae. Gene Ontology annotation, molecular function: protein serine/threonine kinase activity; protein tyrosine kinase activity; ATP binding. The record is from RefSeq and is a predicted model, not a curated record.